Tripterygium wilfordii is the source of this 6959-nucleotide messenger RNA. RefSeq lists its product as uncharacterized. Gene Ontology annotation, biological process: positive regulation of transcription by RNA polymerase I; maturation of SSU-rRNA from tricistronic rRNA transcript (SSU-rRNA, 5.8S rRNA, LSU-rRNA). The transcript is spliced from 40 exons. NCBI's taxonomy places the organism in Eukaryota, Viridiplantae, Streptophyta, Magnoliopsida, Celastrales, Celastraceae. The coding region runs from base 121 to 6606 and encodes 2161 amino acids. Gene Ontology annotation, cellular component: t-UTP complex; 90S preribosome; small-subunit processome. Gene Ontology annotation, molecular function: snoRNA binding. The record is from RefSeq and is a predicted model, not a curated record.
AGGUGAGUCGGUUGGAUGAAAAACGCAGGCACCAAAUAAAAUAAAACCCUAGUAGGGUUUUAAACCUGUGAGUUUCCUCUUCUCCUAGCGCUUCCCCUUCAGUUGUUAGCAACCGAAGCCAUGGCUUCUUCGAUAGCCCAGCAAUUACAGGCAAUCAAGCCUUUCGUUCAAGCCGAUUCAGCUGCUCUCAAGAGACCCUUCACCCGCCCUUCAAUCCUAUAUGAUCCCAAAGAAGCUGCCGAUAUCGAUAUUGGAACCAUAUUAAACGUUGCUCUAUCAGGUCUUGAAGUUCUUAUAAGCAAGGAUGAGCGAUUUAGAAACUAUCAGCAAGAUCUGUUUACUCAUAAUAGUAUCGAUUUUGAUAGAGAAUUGAAAGGUAUAGAAGAGAACAAUAACACUAGUACCAGAAUCAGUUCCUACGUAAGGUUACUGUCGGGAUAUCUUCAAUUACCUGCAUCUUUGAAGACACUCGAGUAUUUGAUACGCAGAUACAAGAUUCACGUGUACGAUGCAGAGGAUUUGAUUUUAUGUGCUAUGCCAUACCAUGACACUCACUUUUUUGUUCGAAUAGUGCAGCUAAUUGACACAGGGAAUAGUAAAUGGAAAUUUAUUGAUGGAGUUAAAGUUUCUGGUGCGCCUCCACCCAGAAGUGUUAUAGUACAGCAGUGCAUCCGUGAUAUGGGAGUGCUGGAGGCUUUAUGCAACUAUGCUUCUCCAACAAAGAAGUUUCAGCCGUCGAGGCCUGUGAUCAGCUUUUGCACGGCUGUCAUUGUUGAGGUCCUUGGUUCUGUUACAACUGUUAAUAGUGAUGAUGUCAAGAAAAUCCUUCCAUUUGUAGUUUCUGGACUUCAGGCUGGUGCAAAAGUAGGCCCAGAUCACAAGGCUGGUGCUUUGAUGAUUGUUGGUUUGCUAGCAAAGAAAGUUGAACUGGCGCCUAAACUUGUUAAGAGUUUAAUACGGUCGAUUGCUGAGAUAGCUCGAGAAGAUGCAAAAGAGUCGACUGAUCUGCAUUGGUUUCGUUCGUCGCUGAUGGCUUUGAUUAACCUCGUUCAGUUGCAAGCCAUUGAUGUGUUCCCGAAGAAGGCUUUGGAGUUUUUGAAGGAAACUAGGGAGAUUGCUGGAAUUAUUCUGGGAUUGUUCAAAGAGUUCAAUAUUGAUGGAUUCCUCACUCUGCUUUUGGAAUCUCUGGUGGAAUACAGUUCAUCUGAUGACUCAUGUCGUCUAGCUUUGUUAUCAAUCAUAGAGACAGUUCCUGUAAAUAAUCUUGUCGGCCAUGUGGUUUUUAAAGUCCUUUCUUCCUGUGUGAAGUUGUCACAGAAGAAAAGCGAUUCAACACCACCAGAAUCAGGAAGCUGGGCCAAGAAGAUUUUGGUUGCUAUCAAUAAGAAGUAUCCAUCCAAAUUUAACCAAGCAGUUUGGAAAUUCCUGGAGGACGAAAAGGUACAAGCCACGAAAGGUGAUGCAACAUUUGAGAUUCUUAGUACUAUGUUAGACGGGAACUUGGAUUCAUCAACGGUGAUCCCAGAUUCCAAGAUCUGGUUGGUGUUGAACCAUCCCAAGGCUGAAGUUCGGCGUGCCACAUUAUCUGGUCUAAAAGCAUCUGGCUUCCUGAUAUCCAAGGAUGUUGAUUCUCAGAGGUUCAUAAACAUCCGGGAUGCCGUAUUGUGCCAGCUUCGCGAUGAUGAUCUAACUGUUGUUCAGGCAGCUUUAUCUCUUGAAGGAUUCUCUAAAAUAUUAGAGUCCAGUGAUGUUCUAGAAGCAUUACAUGAUGUGCUUCAAAGAUGUUAUCGCAUGUCAAGUUUGUUAGAUAACAGUUCUGUGGCUGGUGAUGUCUCUUAUUCAUUCCUGAAGAUUGCCAUCUCAUGCUUUCAUAAUCAGAUCAAUAACUCAAAGCAACUUGCGACCAUUAUGUUUCCUUUUAUCCUAAUAUUUCCGAAGACUCAAAGGUUUAAUAUGAAGGUUUUGCAACUAGCCAAGGAAGUAGAGUGGCCAAUUUACCAGAGUCUCACUGGUGUCUCUAUUGAAGAAAUGAAAUUACAACCUGAACGGGUAUCUUCGAUCAAUAUGGAGACUGUUGGCAUCUUGGCUGAAACAUUCUUAUUGCACCCUGAUGAGUAUUUGCCUUGGUUUAUCAAGAGUUGCAAUGAUUUGGCUUCUUCGAAGACGCUGUUUUAUUUGGUUCUGAUGCAGUCAUUUAUAUUGCAAAAGAGUAGAAGGGGGCAAUCUUUUACAUUUUUUGAAGCUUGCUUUCCUGUUCUGAAGACUGAUUGGGAAGUUGUCGAGUCUGCAGUUGAUUUUUCAAUUUCUGAGUUCAACACUGAAAUGCUAGAUGCAGAUUGCAGAAGAUUCCUUGACCAGCUAUUUGAUACUGAAGUAAAGGCAUUGAAUAUAAACAUUUUAAUUUGUGUGCUUUGGAGGUUUCUAGAAGCUUUUGUUUCAACGAUGCCUUCAGAUAUAGUGUUGGAUGAUAAUGACAAGUGGGUUUGCAAACUUCGGGAUAUGUUUGUCUUUUUUGCGACUUCUCGAUUGAAGCAUGUUUUCAAGGAGCCCCUUCACUACAUUGUUACCAAAAGCAAGAUCUUGCCUGGCCAUUUUCUCUCUGGAUUUUUCACGGAAGAAGAUGUUGCGGUUGCAACUCAAGUUGAGAGUCUUCAUUGUUUUGCUUUUGUUUGCUCUCAAUCUGACGAUAGUUUGCUGUUCCAACUUCUAGCGGAAUUUCCUUCACUUCUUGUUCCGCUAUCUAGCAAUAGUCAAGAUACAAGGAUUGCUGCCAUGGGCUGCAUUGAAGGGCUACAUGCUCUGUGUCCUCGUGUUGAUUUUUUAAGCAAGAAGAAUGGGAACAAUAUAACCUGGAGUCAUUCUCUUGACGAACUUCUGGGUUUGAUGGUUCAGCAGAAAAGACUUAUAUUAUCAGACAAAAAUUUUCUGCCCUCAUUUCUAACUUCUUUGCUUGGAUCAUCCUGCAACAGCAUUAUAGUACCACGGAAUCUAGGACAGAGACUUGAUCAAUCUACGAAGGAAAAGAAUAUUGCUUUCAUCUUGGGUUCUUCUUUGAAACUUUCAGCAUUUGCCAAGCUGAUGAUACUAUCGCUGCUCAAUGGAUUGGGCAAUGCGAUAAUACGUAUUAAAGAUGUGGAGUUAUUGUUGUCUUUGCUUUUGAAAAGACGCAAUGAAUACUGUCUCGAGCAGGAUAUACAAUCCGAAAAAUUGUCUAAAACUGAAGUCAAGAUUCUGUGCCUUCUACUGGAGAUCUGUGCUCUUCCCACAUCAUCAUCUGAUGGACGCGAUUAUGCAGAGUACCUCUUAAAGGCUUUGCGAGUGCAUAAUACCUCUUCAGAAGAUCUUGCCAUAAUAAAACCCUGUGUUACUGUUCUCCGAAGCCUAAGAGGUCAAUUUUACAGUGGGUUGACGACUGAGAUGCAGGAGCGGUUUUUCCAUGAGUUUGUGCUCUUGUUUCGUGACGGUAAUGGUGAUAUACAAAAUGCAACCAGAGAGGCCAUGCUGCAGUUAAAUAUAACUUGGUCCACAGUAGUCAAGUCACUUGAAUUCAUCUUCACACUGGAAAGUUGCACAAUUAAUAUGACACCUGGGAAGAAGAAGAAAUCAAUGAGGCGUCAUAAGUAUGGGAUGAAUUCUGAUGUGAUUCCUAAAGGAGAAAAUGCUCUCUCUUGUCUUAGCUCUCUCCUUGAUAUAUUGGUGCUGAAGAAAGACAUUGUAAACAGGGAUCGUCUUUUAGGUCCUUUGUUUAAGCUCCUUCGCAAUAUUUUUUCGGAUGAUUGGGUAAAUGGUACUCUGGCCCAAAAUGAGGAGUGGAUUGAAGCUUCCGCAGGUGUCUCUCAGACCUUAUUUGGCACAAUAAGUUACAUUCAGCAGACAUUGUUAAUAAUUUUGGAAGACGUAGUUGGUUCUCUCAAUACAUCUUUCCCACUAAAGGAUGACAUAAUAAAUGAUAUUGACGUCAAAUUGUUAGUGGAUUGCGCCAAUUCUGCUAAAGCUGGAGUCACUCGCAACCAUGUAUUCUCUGUACUGACCUCUAUUGCCAAGGUUAUUCCCAAAAAAAUAUUGGAGCAUAUUUUCGAUAUACUUCCCGUUGUUGGACAAUCAGCAGUCUCACAGAUUGAUAGCCAUUCACAGCGCGUGUUCGAGGAUUUCAUAUCAGUGGUUGUUCCUUGUUGGCUAUCUGAAACUGGCAAUCCAGACAAAUUGCUCCAGAUUUUUGUUAAUGUAUUGCCCCAAGUUGAUGAGCACAGGAGACUAUCAAUUGUUGUGUACCUUCUAAGGACUUUGGGAGAAAGUAAUGGCUUGGCUUCAUUGCUCAUGCUCCUUUUCCAUUCCCUGGUUUUGAGAAAAGGAUCGAUUUGCCUUGAUGAUAUCCGUGCUUCAGAUAGAGGAACAUCCUCAGCUCUGAAAGAUUGGGAGUAUGCCUUUGCAGUGCAAAUAUGUGGGCAGUAUUCAUGCAUGAUAUGGCUGCCCUGCCUUGUUAGGUUGCUUCAACAAAUAGAAGCCAAUAAUCCUUGCCCUGAACUCUUCAUGGUCUUGCUAUUUGCAAUGGAAUUAGUUUUGCACAAAUUGCAGGACCCAGAACUGGGAAUCAAGCUUGAAUCUGGUGAAAACCUGGAUAAAAUCCAGAUAACACUUGGGUACCUAAUGGAGCAUACCGUAGCUCUUUUAGAACUUUUUGAUGCAAAGAAAAAGCAGGCAGUGAUUUCUGUUGGGAUGAGGAGAGAAUUGAAGGAGUGCAUGCAUGCUGUCUUGAGGAGUAUUACAAGAGCCAUGAUCCCCUCAGCAUAUUUUAGAGGCAUCACUAAUUUGCUUGGCCAUGUAGAUCGAAAUGUGACUAAAAAGGCUCUUGGGCUUCUAUGCGACGUAGUGAGAAAUGAUGGACGAAUUAAAUCGAAACAUAAGGAUAGAGGGUACUCGAAUCCAGUCAUUAGCGGUCAUUGGCUCCAUAUGAAUGAUAGCGCUGUUGAAUCUUUUCACAAAACGUGUAUGGAGAUCAUUCGGAUAGUUGAGGAUUCUAUUGAUGAAUCAAGUACUUCCUUAAAACUGGCAGCAGUUUCAGCACUAGAAGUUUUGGCCCGCAGAUUUCCUUUUGAUCAUUCUAUCUUUAGCAUGUGUCUUAAAUCAGUUACAAAAUGCAUCACUUCGCAUAACUUGACUAUCUCUUCGAGCUGCCUUCGAGCAACUGGUGCCUUGGUUGAUGUCCUUGGACCACAGGCAUUAGCUGAGCUGCCUCGAAUAAUGAAAAACCUGAUAAAGAAAGCUCGUGAAAUAACUUCAUGUGUUGAUGAGAGAAUGAGAUAUAUUAAUGAUACCCCUCCAUCUGUACCGUCGAUUUCCAAUGAAUCUAUUAUGCUAUCUGUUCUUGUUACUUUGGAGGCAGUUAUAGACAAGCUUGGAGGUUUUUUGAGUCCUUAUCUUGAAGAUGUUAUAGAUCUUUUGGUGCUUUCUCCUGAGUAUACAUCAGGACCAGAUUCAAAGCUGAAACUGAAAGCUGAUACAUUACGAAAGAUUCUUACCGAUAAAAUUACUGCGCGCCUUGCUCUGCCUCCUUUGUUUAAGAUACAGUCUCGUGCUGUUGAGUCGGGGGAUUCAAGCAUGACAAUCGCUUUCGAAAUGUUAGCAAGUUUAGUUUGUAAAAUGGACAGAUCAUCUGUUGCUGGUUAUCAUGGAAAGAUUUUUGCUCUCUGCUUGCAAGCUCUUGAUCUUCGCCGACAACAACCUGUUUCAAUUCAAAACAUAAAUAUUGUAGAAAAAAGUGUUGUGAAUGCGAUGAUUUCUUUGACAAUGAAACUUACAGAAAAUAUGUUCAAGCCUCUUUUCAUCAGAAGCAUUGAAUGGGCUGAGUCAGAUGCAGAAGAAAUGGCCUAUAGUGGGAUCACUAACAUAGACCGGGCAAUAUCUUUCUUUGGCCUUGUGAAUAAACUUGCUGAAAACCAUCGGUCUCUCUUUGUCCCUUACUUUAAGUAUUUGCUUGAGGGAUGUGCACGGUAUCUUACUGACGCUGGAGAUGUAAAAGCUACUGGGUUGACUCGAAAGAAAAAGAAGGCCAAGGUUCAGGGUGCAGGAGUUAAUGUGAACGAGGAAAACAAUGUGUUAGCAAUCAAAAAGUGGCACCUUAGGGCAUUAAUAUUGUCAUCACUACACAAGUGUUUUCUCUAUGAGACGGACAAACUGAAGUUCCUUGACUCCGCAAACUUUCAGGUUCUGUUAAAACCCAUUGUCUCUCAGCUUGAUACUGAACCACCAGCGUCCCUAGAAGAGUUUCCUGACAUACCAUCUGUCAAGGAGGUUGAUGACCUGUUGGUUGUUUGCAUUGGUCAAAUGGCCGUCACUGCAAAAUCUGACCUUCUAUGGAAAUCCUUGAACCAUGAGGUAUUGAUGCAAACUCGUAGUGAUCAAGUGCGGACCCGAAUUUUAGGGCUCAGAAUUGUUAGAUACCUUCUGGACAACCUAAAGGAAGAAUAUUCGGGGUUACUGCCUGAAACAUUCCCCUUCAUUGGUGAAUUGCUGGAGGAUGCAGAAUUGACUGUCAAGUCUUUAGCGCAAGAUUUUGUGAAAGAAGUGGAGUUGACGGGCGUUGACGACAUUCGUGAAUAUCUCUAAUUUGUGCUCAAUACCCUCUCAGAUUCAAGCUGCCAUAUCUGGCAGCAAUAUGUUGUCUCUGCCAAUUCCUCUGAUAGCAGUGAAAGCUUUUGUCUAUACAUUUGACGUGUGCUUACCACUGCCCCACAUUUUGGCAGCCAUGUAUGGUCUUGGGGAGCUUAUGUAUUUAUUGUUUUAUAUUCGAGGAAACUGUGAAUUGUAUGUAAUAUUCAGUUUUGUCCAAGUUUAGCACAGGUGCAGCUGAUUAAAAAAGUUAAGGUUAGGAUGAGCAUAUAUGGUUCAGUGUCUUGCCUUUGUAAUGAAAAUAUUUCUUUAUAAGUUAUCAGAUUAAUGCAAAAUGAUUUAUAUGCCCA